AUGCGACGUUACAGAAAGAAACCAAAGAUGGAUCAAACCAAACCCGAUGCGACAUUCAUCAAAACUCUAGGAAAGGGUGCGUACGGCUCCGUAGAUCUCUUCAGUUACACCAAAGACGACGGCACAACGUUCCACAACGCCGUUAAAACCACAGACUCCGAAGAUUACAACUCCAUCGAAAGAGAGUUUCGUAUCCUAACCAAACUCAGAGGAUGUCACGGAAUCGUGCAAUCUUUCGGUAACUCUCUGCGUCAAGAAACCGAUUCUACCGGCAAGAAAGUCUACAAGAUGGCAAUAGAAUACGCAGCUGGUGGUAACCUAACCGAGUACAUCCGUAUAAACCGAAGAUUAUCUGAUUCGGUUAUCAAAGACUUCACACGGAUGAUUCUACAAGGAUUGGUUUCGGUUCAUGAUCACGGUUACGUCCAUUGCGAUCUUAAACCGGCGAAUCUCCUUCUCUUCCCACGUUACGAUCAAGAAACAUGGUUUUGUUCUUACGAGUUAAAGAUUUCUGAUUUUGGACUAACGGUUAAGGCGGGAGACGAGUCUGUUUGUUGGGAAGAUAGCUCUCCUUUUGUCGGAACGCCUCUAUACAUGUCUCCAGAGUCGGUACGCGACGGUAGAGUGGAGAAAACCCUAGAUUUGUGGUCGUUAGGUUGUGUGGUUUUGGAGAUGUAUAACGGUAAGCAUCCAUGGGUAGGGGUUUGUGUUGAUGAUAUAAAGUCUCGUCUGUUGAGUGGAAAGGCACCGGAGAUUCCAAGGGAUGUGCCGUGUGACGCAAGGUUGUUUAUGGAGAAGUGUUUCGCAAGGGAACGUGGAGAGAGAGGAAGCGCUUCGGAGUUGUUGUUGCAUCCGUUUUUGAACGGAGAGGGGAAGGUGGCUGAUGGUGACGCAGGCGGUGGAGUGAGGAGGAGGGUAGGGUUGAGAAUCAGAAAACCUCCGUCUAGGUUUGAAGAUAUUACUACACAUGGGCCGAAACAAAAGGCCCGUUUGAGAAAUGGCCCAUUAUAA
This is a messenger RNA of Eruca vesicaria subsp. sativa (arugula), 1011 nucleotides long. The record is from the annotation of a GenBank genome assembly. NCBI's taxonomy places the organism in Eukaryota, Viridiplantae, Streptophyta, Magnoliopsida, Brassicales, Brassicaceae.